GACACUACAGCUCAUUUUGCGCAAAAAUCAUGAAAUGACAAUUUUCCCAGCGCUUUCUCAAUUUUUGUUGCAUUGUUGAAAGUAUGAACUUUACGAAAAUAACACUUAUCUAAAGUUAAAAAUUAUCGUUUUAACGUAAAAAUUAAUACUUUUUGAUGGCCUAUACAAAAAAUAUCGAGUCUCCUCCUUUUAGUCUUCAGACGCAUGCGCAUAGACAGUAAACAGUGCAGCAUGUCGUCCAGUGAGAGAAAGUGUAGUUGAUAGAUCUAGCAUUUUGACAGAUUCUGUGAGAAAAGAGGUAAAAAUAGAAUGAGAUAAAACUCAUAUGUGAAAUAAAAUUUACCUAGGGAUCAGUAUGACCGUUGGAAAUCAGAGAGCUCGGAGAAACGCAUGUAACUCAGUGGCGGAUCUAGGAUUUCCGAAGAGGGGUGUGAAAGUCAAAGAUUAGCCAAAGUAAUCGGCCAUUCGGGUGCAAAAUUUUGAUUUUCAUUCACAAUCUGUGGCGUAAAAAGGGAGGGGGAUACUGGCCCCCUAAAUCUGCCAUUGAGACUAGCUGCGAAGACACUACGUUUAAAAGUUCUUAGGAAGAAACGACCUCAGAGAAAUACCAGAGGACAAACUUCAAAAUGUCACUUCUUUGGAAAAGCUGUAUCUGUACGAUAAUCGAAUACAUGAUAUGCACCGAGACGCCUUUUCCUCCCUGCGAGUACUAACAGCGCUGUCAAUGUCAUACAACGAGCUGAAUACAAUCAAGCGUCAGUAUUUCCAGAUGACAACACGGCUGAUAUCCAUAGAUUUGAGUAACAAUGCUAUUGAGGUAAUAGAAGACAGCGCUUUUAAGGAAAUGAAAAAUCUACAAAAACUUCGCUUGAACAGUAAUAAAAUCAAAGCGAUUAGUAAUACCACAUUCCAGAUGUUAACCGAACUGGAAAAACUAGAAUUACAAGAUAAUGACAUAGAAACCAUUGGAAACUUGGCUCUACGCGAUCUUCGGAAGCUGCGGUUUCUGUCAUUCAGCAAAAAUCGUCUAAAGACGCUUCCUGCCAGGCUCUUCGACGGCUUAGAUUCAUUAGAAGAAUUGCAAGCAAUUUCAGAGCAUCAUGUUCCAUCUAAUUGUUUUUCAUUAGAUAACAAAGUAAAACGUUUAUUUCAUUAUUUCAGUUCUGUAUAUUUUGGAGACACUGAAGUUUAUUGUAUCAUUUUUAGAUAUCUAUCAAGCAAUGGAAUUACUGAAAUCCGAUCCAGAACCUUCAACGAUAUACCAAAAGUGAAAUUCAUUGUUCUCAACAGAAACUUGGUGAGUCGAGUAGAAGUGCAAGCAUUCCAGUCUCUUCCUCUUCUAGAUAUAGUGUAUCUUGACGAAAACAAAAUAGGAGAACUACAGAAAAAUUGUUUCGGAAAUGGAACAAGACCUACAAAAUUAUAUUUGGGUUCCAAUCCACUGCGAUGUGAUUGUGGAAUGAAGUGGUUAAUGGAGUUUGUGAAAACACAUCAGAUCACUCUAGAAUUAGAAAACAGAGAGGGAGACUCUGUAGCCACACUCUGUAAUGAACCUGAGACUCUUAGAGGACGAAGUGUACACAGCCUUCCACUCACCAAUUAUCAUUGCGAUUGUCGAAUACCUGGGCAAAUGUACGACGGGACUGAGAACAAAACCUCUAAAGGCGUUGUGUGCCAGUCCUGGUCAAAACAGAUACCACAUCGACAUGACUAUGACGUCCUAGGACAUAACCAAUCAAACUACUGUAGGAACUACGACCGCGAAAUCCCCUGGUGUUUAACUAAUGAUGCGGAUGUGCUGUGGGACUAUUGUCAGGUCCCUAUUUGUGACAACGUGUGCUAUGAUUUGAAGUAUUCGAGAUCUUUUGAUUUAUGCCCAGUUAAAAAAUCUAAUUGCAGUGAAGUAAAAGACUUCGUCAGAUGCCAUCUAUCCAGCGUGGAGAAAACAAACCAUACUUCGUGUUUUGAAUCAUUCAUGAUGGAGAGGGCUGUUGUUUCCAGUCUUGUUGAACAAAAUAUCAUAAGGAAGGAAUUAAGCUUGAAAUGCUUUCCAUCACCGUGUGCCGAUGAACGAUUCCUGGAGGCGGCAAAAGUAAGGACAUACAGUGGGCUGCUGACUUACACUCAACAAAUUUUCUGCUGGUCAGUGAUGCGCCUAAUCAAUACGGAGGUAGCAAACAUCAUGGUUACGAACAAAUCCACGUGCUAUGAACGAGAUAAAUUGAAGAUACUGAAAGUUAUACAAAAUGAUUUAAGAGGAAUAUUCGAUGACAAAAAAUUUCUGCUUUCUGAAUGUCCGUUAUCAGUGACAUAUGACGAAGUGACAGAGGAAGAAGAUGGCAUAACAAGGAAUCUGGAAGAAUUUAUUUUAACAAACCUCCAUUUCGUCAUCGGCGGAAUGGCUGGUUUCCUGCUGGUUAUUGCGGUGGUGGUGCUACUGCUUCGUCUCCGAUUUAAAAGAAAGAAAGAAGAAAAUACGCUGAAUGAAACCCACAACAACAGAGAAGCCCACAUUUAUCACGAUAUUGGUGAUAUGGAUGACAGUGACAUCAAACUAUAUGAAAUGGAAAAGCGUCAAGGGGAGGAAAGGCAUUCAUACAUUUCCCUUCAACCAAUUGUUGAACCUCCAGACAGGAAGCCGUCACAACAGGUUAUCGGAGAUACAACUAGUUCGUCUGUCUCGCAAACAGGAACUACUGCAUCUGCCAAACGAGAUACAUCAGCUGACGGUGAAUCAAUAAUGCUAGUAAAACGGGUGGGGUAAUUAUAUAUAGAAAUGUGUGGCAUAUAGGGGUGAAGGUCGUUAUCAGGAACAUAAAAGCAGGUGUAUAGUCCUUAUGAAGCUAUUUACAAUCACUUCAAACCAGCUUUGAAUCAAGUGACGUGGUUCGAAUUCUGUUCUAACGUCUUAUCACCGGUCUUGUGAAGUAUUGGACGACGAUAUUAAAGUGCUUUGAUGGAAAGUGACCAUACCCAGAUUAGACGCGAGCUAAACACAAGUUUACUCAAGAUAUUUCAAAGUCAAAGACAACGCUUCACUUGGUGAGGCCGGUUGACAAUGCUUCACUUCGUGAGACCGGUUGAUGUAUCUUUUUGCUCUGGGUUUGCUUUUAUGCUUUUUUAUUUGUCAUCUUAUAACGUAGAAUUAUUUUCGUUAUUUUGUCUUCUUUGGGGGAAAUCAGAUUUUCAGUUAUUUAGCUUUGCAGGUACUUUGAUGUAAAUUGUAUUAGCUGAUUUCCCCCAGAAUCUUCUGUUGAAGAUUUCUUUCUUCAUUUGGUAUUGUAAUAAAUGACAAUUUUUCAAUCUCAAUCAC
Messenger RNA from Ostrea edulis (European flat oyster), 3313 nucleotides. RefSeq names its product slit homolog 1 protein-like. Lineage: Eukaryota; Metazoa; Mollusca; Bivalvia; Ostreida; Ostreidae. The record is from RefSeq and is a predicted model, not a curated record. The transcript is spliced from 20 exons. Bases 677 to 2764 code for a protein of 695 amino acids. Gene Ontology annotation, cellular component: plasma membrane. Gene Ontology annotation, molecular function: protein binding.